This is a messenger RNA of Eremothecium cymbalariae DBVPG#7215, 1194 nucleotides long. RefSeq names its product acetyl-CoA C-acetyltransferase (gene ERG10). Gene Ontology annotation, molecular function: acetyl-CoA C-acetyltransferase activity. NCBI's taxonomy places the organism in Eukaryota, Fungi, Ascomycota, Saccharomycetes, Saccharomycetales, Saccharomycetaceae. The record is from RefSeq and is a predicted model, not a curated record. The transcript has a single exon. Bases 1 to 1194 code for a protein of 397 amino acids. Gene Ontology annotation, biological process: fatty acid beta-oxidation; ergosterol biosynthetic process.
AUGUCAGAUAAGGUAUAUAUUGUUGCAGCAGCAAGAACGCCAAUUGGGUCAUUUCAAGGGGCUUUAGCAUCUCAAAGUGCGGUGGAUCUAGGAAGCCAUGCGGUUAAGGCAGCAUUAGGACAAGUUCCGGAGCUUAAUGCUUCGCAUGUCGAGGAGAUAUUCUUUGGUAAUGUGUUGUCUGCGAAUGUUGGACAAGCGCCGGCUCGCCAGGUUGCGUUGGCAUCCGGGUUGCCCAAGAGUGUUGUCGCGACGACUAUCAACAAGGUUUGUGCUUCCGGGAUGAAGGCGAUUAUUUUGGGUGCGCAGACAAUUAAGUGCGGCAACGCUGAUAUCGUUGUUGCCGGUGGAACGGAGUCGAUGAGCAAUGCUCCUUAUUAUGUUCCUAGCGCACGUUCGGGUGCUAGGUUUGGAGCUACGUCCAUGGUUGAUGGUCUUCAGAGGGAUGGGUUGAAUGAUGCGUACGACCACGAGGCUAUGGGUGUGCAUGCGGAGAAGUGUGCAUCCGACUACUCGAUUAGUAGGGAGGAGCAAGACAAGUUUGCGGUUGAGUCAUACCAGAAGGCACAGAAGGCUUUUGCGGAGGGCAAAUUUGAGAGGGAAAUUGUCCCAAUUACGAUCAAAGGUAGCAGAGGGAAGCCCGACGUUGUUGUGUCGCAAGAUGAAGAGGCGGGUAGAUUGAAUGUAGAGAAAUUAAGGGCUGCAAGGCCUGUGUUUAAGAAGGAGAAUGGCACAGUGACCGCUCCUAAUGGAUCUCCAAUCAACGAUGGUGCUGCUGCUAUAAUUUUAGCCUCUGAGAGUAAAGUGAAGGAAUUGAACUUAAAGCCCUUGGCUCUUAUUAGUGGGUGGGGUGAGGCUGCUCAUGAACCUUGCGACUUUACCUGGGCUCCAACUUUGGCUGUUCCCAAGGCUUUGAAGCAUGCAGGUGUCUCGGACAUAAACGAGGUAGACUUCUUUGAAUUUAAUGAGGCUUUCGCUGUGGUUGGUUUGGUCAACUCCAAAAUAUUAGGCGUGGACUUUUCUAAAGUUAAUGUCUACGGUGGUGCGGUUGCCUUGGGUCAUCCCUUAGGCUGCUCUGGCGCUAGAAUUGUGGUUACGUUGAUGUCUGUGUUGCACCAAGAGGGUGGUAAAAUUGGUGUCGCUGGUAUCUGUAAUGGUGGUGGUGGUGCCUCUUCUAUUGUAUUGUCAAAAUUGUAA